Messenger RNA from Cladophialophora immunda, 4948 nucleotides. RefSeq lists its product as uncharacterized. The coding region runs from base 66 to 4688 and encodes 1540 amino acids. Gene Ontology annotation, cellular component: extrinsic component of membrane; Atg1/ULK1 kinase complex; phagophore assembly site membrane. The record is from RefSeq and is a predicted model, not a curated record. The transcript has 2 exons. Gene Ontology annotation, molecular function: molecular adaptor activity; protein kinase binding. NCBI's taxonomy places the organism in Eukaryota, Fungi, Ascomycota, Eurotiomycetes, Chaetothyriales, Herpotrichiellaceae. Gene Ontology annotation, biological process: autophagosome assembly; positive regulation of protein phosphorylation; autophagy of peroxisome.
CUCUCUCCCAGAUAGAUCUGCCUGGACUUCUAGAAGUUGCAGUGGAGGUGGUGAAGGGGGAGACGAUGGCACUACAAGUCUACAUUUCCCAUACCGGCGGCGUGCUCACCUUCAAUGACCCUGUUGCCCGUGUCGACAAUCUGCGGUCAUGGAUCGAAGCCAAUACGGCCAUUCCAGCCUCUCGCCAGAUCUUGAUGACGGCUCGCGGCAAGAUUGUCAAGAAUCUCAGUAACGAGCAAGAGGUCUUUGUCUAUGACAAACAGUUCCUGUCCCCCGACUCCAAGCCUCCCUCCCGAGACGAUGUCCAACUCAAACCCCUCUCCGAACCCCCUUCAUAUCUCACCGACGAGACCAGCCUCAAAGCAUGGCACGAGCUGUUCAACUCUAGACGGACCUGGGCGCUUGAGGCAUUCGAUGUUGCCAGAACAGGGGUGGAGAACAUUGAAAUUUGUGCAGAGGAGGCAUCUGUCAUUGCUAGGUCCAUGAAGGUCGCCCUGGACAACCUGCGGAACCACGUUACGACACUGCAGCAGAGGUUCGACGAGACAAAUCAAUGGGCUCAGGGCUACAUACAAGAACAUCGAGAGGUCCUCAAGGACUGGCAGGCGAGUGUAGAUACCCUUGCAGAGCUGCCCGUUCGCGAAGACGUCGUCAGGGUCUUGCGGCGCCCGGCGGAGCCUGAUGGCAAGGACCCUGCAGCACCUGUCGGCACGCUUUUCGAUUUGGUCGACCGAGAUGGCCUGCAGACUGCUGCUGAGAGGGUCGAACAAAGCUCAGCCGACUUUGAAAGGAGGCUGCGUGAACUGCAGUCGGGCAUGGAGACCUUGAAGCAGGAUACGAAUCAGGCCCAGGCUCGCUCGACGCAAGUACCAGACUUCGACACCAAUGCCCUGAUGGACGAGGCUGAGACACUGGCGAAGCGGAUCACCUCGGACUAUGAAGAUGUCGUACAGAUGCAAGACAACCAAAAAUCCGUGGUUGCAGCGUCAAGGAAGGCUGCGGUGCACACUCGUGAAUUGUUGCCUGCCAUGCAUGGUGUCGUGGAAGAAAUUAUCCAGGCUUCCUUGAGUUCGUCCGAAACUCGAAAUACUGCGUCUAAUGACUGGUAUUCGACCCUGCAAAUCAUUUCUGGUAUCCAGUCUCGCCUAGCGGAACUACAGUCAGGUAUCACGAACCUGGACUUUCACGACAACGACAACUUCGCCGCCCUCAAUCGAGUUUUCCAGCUACCCCUUGUCUAUGGUGCUACACUGGUGGAAGCAACCCGAAGAUCCGAGUGGACUGAGCGGAUGCGGGCAGAGGUUGACGUUCUCCAUGAGGAUCUUUCCCUGCAGACCGAGGAGGAGCAAAGAAGACGAAAGAAAUGGACGGCUUCGCACGGCGAGUUCCUGAACGAGGAUAUGAACGCCAAAGAUGCACUCAUCGACCUAAAAGCAACCGCGCCGCGAAAUUCCUGGCCAUUUGUAAGCAGAGACGAAAUCUUCGCCUGGGUUGACGACCUGAGGGCACUCGGUAUCAAUGACGCAGUGCAGUCAGUCAUGCAGCGAAUGAAAGAUUUAGAUGCCCCGACCCGGAAGCAGAAAACGAAACCUUUCAAGAACGGGAGUAUUCACGAUCUUAGCCAGAGUGCUGCUCUCCGUAGCGGAGACGAAGUCCGAGGUCUACAAGACGAGAAAGCCAGACUUGAGGAGAAGCUUCGCGCAUCGGAUAGUCGAGUGCGCAAGCUGGAAGAUCUCCUCCACCGUCAAAGCCAGCUCAGUCGGCCUCCUAGUGGGAUCUUCCAGCCCGGCAGCGCUGCGGACUUUGAACGACAGCAGACACCUUCACCAAGUGUGCUACAAAGACACAGCGACCUGUCGCGCAGGUCAUCAGUCUCGCUCAGAAGACUGUCCAACAAUCAGGAUGAGAAGUCCUUGGUGCAGAAGAUUGUCGCAUUAGAAGGUCAGAUUCAAAAGUUGCAAGAGGAGGCUCACGCAGAACGGCGGUCAAGUACUGAGAGUAGAGACAAGAUGCAGGAAGCGGAAUUGGUCAAGCGAGAUCUGAUGGCCAAUUUCGAAGCGCAGAAGCAAGAAUUCGAGGAGGAGCGACAAUUGCUGGACGACGAAGUACAUCGCCUAAAGGUCAAACUGGAAGAGGCCGAAGAGGAGCUUGAUCGUCUCAACGACUCGAGGGACCAUUUACGCUCCGAACAAGAUCAAACGACACUCAAUUUGCGGAAUGAAUUGGAACAACUCAAGAAGACCUCAGCGGAAGAUCUCGCGCUAUCGGACCGCAGGGCCGAGUCAGCACGAAAGGAAGCAGCCGCGCACCGCGAACGAGCAGCAACGCUCGAUCGUCAACUCCAUCAACUGAAGGAAGAACGAGCAGCUGCACAAUCUCAAAAUAUGACCCUUGCGAACCAACUGCGCUCAAUGGAGGAUCAACAGCAAGAAUACAUCUCCAUCCUGCAAGGGGCGCACUCAAAUCUAUCACCGGCAGGUUCUCCUCCAGAUGAUCUUCGCCGCCUCGUCAACGCGCUAGAGAUUCUCUCUGAAGGUGCCGCUAUCCAUGCCCGAGGUCUUGACGAUUCUCUCCAGCUUGCUACCGCAGAGAAUAAAUCGCUUGAGGAGAAAUUGGCGAAUGCGGAAAGUGAGAUCAAAACUCUAACAGAGAAACUUUCCACGAUGGAAACGCGGGCGAAUGAAUUGAGGGAAGACAUCGAACAGGAACGCAGCAAGAUCUCCGUCCUCAAGUCUGAACUUGCGGGUGAACGGGCAGAGAUGCAUUCCUUGCGUGAGAAAUUCGCGGCUGGAGAGACCGGCUCCGAUGCCCUCCGUCAACAGCUCAAGUCUGAGGAAACCAAGGUUGCGGAAUUAAUGGACCGCAAAGCCGAAGACGAGGGUGUCAUUCAACGCCUGAGGCACGAAAUCGAAGAUCUCAAUCGGGAGGCUGUCAAUGCGGCGGACAAACAAGAGAAAUUGCGCAAGCACUUUGACAAGAGAGGCGAAAGGGCAAAACAGCUUUCGGAGAAGUUAUUUCAUCAUCACGAUCGAAUCAUUCGCAUGCUCGAACAGUUUGGCUACUAUGUCUCGCGGCAGGACGACACGCUGGUAAUUCAACGCGCAAGUAAAGUCAACGCGAGCGCCGUGCUCAGCGGCAACGAAGGGUCUGGACCAGGCACUUCCAUGAAGCGGACCAUCUCCGGAUCCACGCCCGCGCAACACUACUCCGACCCCUCAGACCUCGACACCCUGUAUUGGACGUCCGACAACGAUCUCACCUCCGAGUCGACGAAGUACUCCGGCUUCCUCUCCGCCCUGUCGAGGCUCGACAUGGACAGCACGAUCGACCUGAUCACGAAGCGCUACAAGGACGUGGAAACGCUGGCGAAGAAAUACCAAAAAGACUCGCGCGCGUACAGAGAACGGACCCACCGCUCGCAAGCCGAAGCGCACGAUAAGAUCGCAUACAGGAGCUUCAAGGAAGGGGAUCUGGCCUUGUUCCUGCCCACGAGGAAUCAAGCGACCAGACCCUGGGCGGCGUUCAAUGUCGGCGCACCGCACUACUUUUUGAGAGAGCAGGAUGCACAUAAACUACAGUCGAGAGACUGGUUGCUCGCCCGAAUUACCAAGGUCGAGGAGAGAGUGGUAGACCUGAGUAGGAGCAUGCGUGGCAACACCUCGUCUUCGACUGUGGGCGCGGCAAGUAUGGUCAUGGAUGAUGGCGGGUCGACACGGAGCGUUGACGACGAGAAUCCCUUCGAGUUAUCGGACGGGUUGAGAUGGUAUAUGAUUGAUGCGCAGGAGGAGAAAUUGGGCGCGCCUGGCACACCCUCAGUCGGAAAGUCAACCGUGACAGCGAGCAAUGUCGAGGUCAAGGGACACAUGGGAUUGGGCCGGAAGGAGCAUAAGUCAAGCAUGGGUAUGGGCGCUGGUGGCAGCAGUGCCACGACGACCAUGGUCACCAAGACCCUCACCAAAAGCCUGGACAGUCGGCGGUCGAGCUCGGGGAGCAAAAAGAGCGUGGACCUCAAGGGCAAGCUUCUCGACCGCAGCAGCGUUAAGGACGGGAUGCCUUCGUCGAAGCUUGCACCGCUGGCGCCUAUCUCGAGCGACACGGACGUUGAGCAAAGACGUGCACCUCCACACGACGCGAGCGGCAGAAUUGUGGCCAUCCCGGACGACGACGCCCACGCGGAUGCAGACGCGGAAAAUGAAAACGACGAGGCUGAAGCGCAGGAUCUUGCGGGUUCGACUACGGCCCAAGCGGCGGGUCGGGGCCAGGGACAAGCUGGGACAGCCAGCGUCCCCAGCAUCGUGCGCCGUCCCACCGAGGCGAGCCAGACGGACCGGGAGGAUGCGCAGGUCUUUGAAGUGAGUGGUGACCCUGCUACGUCUGAGCUUGCGGGCUCGGCCGCGACGGGAAGAAAUCCUCAAACGUCUUCACGUGGCUACGCUGCCUUGAGAGCGACGCAGACUGAAUCGCCUCUGACGGCGCAACGGCUGAAUAGGAGACCAGCCCCGGCUUCGAGAAGCACAUCACAAUCACCCUAUAAACCAAAGAACCAGAGCGUAACGACGCCGGCGGCAAGUCCAGCGAAGAAUCCCGCCGGUGGCGCGGGAGCGGAGGCUGUGUCGACUCCGUCACCGUCAAUGAGGCCGAGGGAGAGACCUUGGGACAAGUUGUUCAGCAUGGAGUUCCGGUCAUAGUCAUACGGCACGUCUACGGCGAUGUCUGUGGUAGAUUUCCCCGUGCGGGAACUUUAAAGCUGUGGCGACGGGCUGGUGCAGGUUGCUGGCAUUUGGGAAUGAUUUCCAUGUCCCUACAGCAGCGCCGCCCUUUUGAAUCGUAAAAAUGGAGAAAUUGAUACCCCCCAAAGUCGAUCAAAAGUUGUAUUUGACGCGUAUGUGGGAGGGUUGCUCGUGUUGCUCGUGUAUUCGAGGGUUGGUUGAAUAUGUAGAGCCUCUUC